Suillus subaureus is the source of this 339-nucleotide messenger RNA. RefSeq lists its product as uncharacterized. Bases 1 to 339 code for a protein of 112 amino acids. Lineage: Eukaryota; Fungi; Basidiomycota; Agaricomycetes; Boletales; Suillaceae. The transcript is spliced from 3 exons. The record is from RefSeq and is a predicted model, not a curated record.
AUGUGGGCACUCUCGGCACUGAUGUUCACCCUGGAGAUCGAAUACCGAAAAAUGUUCGCCACGACCACCAUUCGGAUGGAGGCACAAAAGAAUUGGGCCCGCGUAGGGGAUUUUCUAAAACCGCCCAAGAUGACGGUGUUGAAUUGCCUUGCUUUUACUCGGUUGGCGGACUUUCAUCAUGCUUUGUCUUGGGCUUGCGUGGUGAGCUGCGGCCUUGGGCCUUUGCUAGGGGUAAAUUCUGCGAACUGCUGGAUGUAUCUUAUGUGGGCUUACACGCUUGCAUUAAUUUUGGGCGCUUUUUUCAAGAGGAACGUGCGAGCGAUGAUUCGGAGGAGUUGA